AUGGCAACGUUUGGGGAUAUAGGGCUAGCAGCAGCUAUAAAUAUUCUCACUGCAUUGGCUUUCCUUAUAGCCUUCGCUAUUCUCAGGCUUCAGCCGUUUAAUGAUAGAGUAUAUUUCCCAAAAUGGUACCUCAAGGGUUUGAGAAGCAGCCCAACUCACUCAGGCGCAUUUGUAACAAAAUUUGUCAAUGUGGAUUGGAGAUCAUAUUUGAGGUUUUUGAAUUGGGUGCCAGCUGCACUGAAAAUGCCAGAACCAGAGCUCAUUAGUCAUGCAGGAUUGGAUUCCGCUGUCUAUUUGCGGAUUUACUUGCUCGGACUGAAGAUAUUUGUUCCUGUGGCAUUGCUUGCAUGGGCAGUCCUGGUACCAGUCAACUGGACAAAUAACACUCUGGCUGAAGCUAAAACAACUGAUAACGUUGAUUUCAGCGACAUUGACAAGCUUUCUAUUUCAAACAUUCCACAUGGAUCACAAAGGUUUUGGAGUCAUGUAAUAAUGGCCUAUGCAAUUACUUUUUGGACAUGCUAUAUUUUACGGAAGGAGUAUGCAACAAUUGCAGCAAUGCGAUUACACUUUCUUGCUUCUGAAAGACGUCGUCCUGAUCAAUUUACUGUCCUAGUUAGAAAUGUACCACCUGACCCUGAUGAAUCAGUGAGGGAAUCUGUGGAGCACUUUUUCCUGGUCAACCAUCCAGAUCACUAUCUCACUCAUCAGGUUGUCUACAAUGCCAAUAAACUUGCAAAAUUAGUGAAGGAGAAGAGAAGUAAACAAAAUUGGCUUGACUAUUACCAGUUAAAAUAUUCAAGAAAUCAAUCGAAACGGCCCAUGAUGAAGACUGGUUUUCUAGGCCUUUGUGGAGAUAAAGUUGAUGCAAUUGAUCAUCAGACAGCUGAAAUCGAGAGGCUAUCAAAAGAGAUAGAUGAAGAACGAGAAAGGGUUAAAACAGAUCCUAAGUGUAUCAUGCCUGCAGCUUUUGUCUCCUUCAAAACUCGGUGGGGGGCUGCUGUUUGUGCACAAACACAACAAUCUAGAAAUCCAACAUUAUGGUUAACAGAGUGGGCUCCAGAGCCACGUGAUGUCUAUUGGAAUAACCUGGCAAUUCCCUAUGUUUCACUGACCAUUAGGAGGCUUAUUAUUGCUGUUGCCUUCUUCUUUCUCACAUUUUUCUUCAUGAUCCCCAUCACAAUUGUACAAUCUCUUGCAAAUAUCGAGAGUCUUGAGAAAAGAGCAUCAUUUUUGAAGGUGAUUACUGACAUAGGUUUCAUCAAGUCUUUCAUCCAAGGUUUUCUACCUGGGAUUGCUUUGAAGAUUUUUCUCAUACUCCUGCCGACAAUAUUAAUGCUCAUGUCCAAAUUUGAGGGUUUUCUCUGUAAAUCAGCUCUGGAGAGACGAUCUGCCUUUAGAUAUUUUAUCUUCAUCUUUGUGAAUGUUUUCCUUGGGAGCGUCAUAGCAGGAACUGCAUUCCAACAACUUGACAGUUUUAUUCAUCAGUCAGCAAAUGAUAUUCCUAAAACAAUUGGCGUAGCAAUCCCAAUGAAAGCAACGUUCUUCAUUACUUAUAUAAUGGUUGAUGGAUGGACUGGGGUUGCAGGGGAGAUCUUAAGGUUGAAACCACUUAUAUUCUUCCAUUUAAAGAACUUUUUCUUGGUGAAGACUGAAAAGGAUAGAGAGGAGGCAAUGGAUCCCGGAAGUAUUGGUUUCAAUACAGGUGAACCUCAAAUACAGUUGUAUUUUCUUCUAGGCCUUGUCUAUGCAGUGGUGACGCCAGUUCUGCUUCCUUUCAUAUUGGUUUUCUUUGGCCUCGCGUAUGUGGUAUUUCGCCACCAGAUCAUAAAUGUAUACAACCAAGAGUAUGAAAGUGCCGCUGCAUUUUGGCCAGAUGUCCAUGGACGUAUAAUAUUUUCUAUGAUCUUCUCACAGCUGGUCCUAAUGGGACUAAUGAGUACAAAAAGGGCUGCUCUUACAACGCCAUUCCUUAUUGCACUUCCUGUAUUGACCAUCUGGUUUUAUAGGUUCUGCAAAGGCCGCUACGAACCAGCUUUCAUCAGAUAUCCUUUACAGGAAGCAAUGAAUAAAGAUACUUUAGAACGUGCGAGAGACCCGAACCUGAAUCUGAAAGUCUAUCUUCAAAAUGCAUACGUCCAUCCCGUUUUCAAAAAUGACGAAGAGGAUGAAAACGAGGGUGCCAAUGAAAGGUUUGAGUGUGUGAUAGUACCGACCAAACGCCAGUCUAGAAGAAAUACACCAGCUCCCAGUAAAAUUAGUGGUGCUUCCUCACCAUCAUCACUGCCAGAUACUGGUCCCGAAAAUUUACUCCCUUGA
This is a messenger RNA of Fraxinus pennsylvanica, 2319 nucleotides long. The record is from the annotation of a GenBank genome assembly. NCBI's taxonomy places the organism in Eukaryota, Viridiplantae, Streptophyta, Magnoliopsida, Lamiales, Oleaceae.